Messenger RNA from Entrophospora sp. SA101, 2300 nucleotides. The record is from the annotation of a GenBank genome assembly. Lineage: Eukaryota; Fungi; Glomeromycota; Glomeromycetes; Entrophosporales; Entrophosporaceae.
CUAGUAAACAAAAAACAGAUACAUCAACCCCACAACGUACCAGAUUAACUAUCAAUAAACGUCCAGAUGAAAGUGAAAAAGAAUGGGCAAUUCGUCUUGCAGAUAGAUCUGAUAAGGUUACUCAUAUAAAGCAAAAUCGAAGCUGGUUACGUAGGAGAGGUGAAAAUUUUAAAAGCUGUAUAGAAAAUAAAUUCUUAUCUCUUUUACAAACAGACCCAGAAGUGUGGCAGGAAAGAGAACGAAUUGGGGGGUAUACUAUAGAAAGAAGGUAUGAAAAUGGAGGUAUAGUAACAUAUAUUUGUCCAGAUUUGGAUGAGCUAAAUGAGGUUAAAGAUAAUAUCAAAAAAUUAUCACCUCAUUUAUUAUUGCGAAUAUUAGAAAUAAAUAAUGAUAUAAGAGAUGAUAUAAUCUUUGAAGUUGAUAAUAAAACUAAGACAGAAUACUUAAUAGCAAAACAAAAAUUUGACGAAUCUACUGAAUGCUGGAUUUGUAAAAAGCCAUUAGAUGGUGAUAAGAUAACAGUUAUUGCAGAAACAUUUGAGCGAUAUAAAAUGAUGAAGGUGGGUCAAAUGAAAUACAUUGAUAGUAUGCAGUUUAUGAAUUCAAGCUUGGCCAAACUUGCAGAUAAUUUAGGUGCUGUCAAAUGCAAGGAUACAGACUGCAAUCAUUACCAUAGAAUAGAUAAAGACCGAUGCAUUGGAACUUUGGCGAAUCAUAAAAUUACUAAACAAUAUUAUGAAAAAAUAGGAUAUUCACCAGAGCAAAUAGCAUUGGUAUGUAGUAAAGGAGAACUUCCAUAUGAUUAUAUCGAUUCUGAUGAUAGAUUCAAUGAAACUGAGCUUCCUCCAAUUGAGGCAUUUGCAGUUUUAAAUAAUAGAAAAGACUUGCAAAAGAGAUAUCUUAAAAUGAUUUUAAAUACUAAAGCUGAUUCCCCACGAGGGUAUUUCCUAAAUAUUAAGGCACAUUUUCCUAGCAAGUUACAUGAUUAUCUCAAUGACUUACCGCCUGCAGUUGAGAAUGUUGCAAUAAAAAAGAACCAGCUUAGUCCUUAUAAUAAUAAGAUAGUAGAAGAUUUGGAUGGAGGGCGAUUCUCUGAGAUAAAGAAACUAGUCACACAUCUUGUAUCCAAACCGUCUUUCAAGUAUGGUAGACAAUUAUCCAAUACACUUAUUGGUGCUCAUAUGGGGCAAGCAUCUGUAGUUCUCAAUAAACCAAUUAUUGUUGGUGCAUCAGUCUUAGGACUUAGUAAAUUAUUAAUGUAUCGAUUCUGGUAUGGAUAUGUGAAAGAAAAAUAUGGUGAUAAAGCAAAGCUUGGAUAUAUGGAUACGGAUUCAUUUAUAUUUAUAACCGAGACUGAAGAUAUCUAUAAAGAUAUGGCUGAAAGACCUGAUAUUUUCGAUCUUACUGAUUCCAAAACUAUUGGCUUAUUCAAAGAUGAGUGUCCAGGUAAAGUAAUAACAGAAUCUAUCCAUAUUCGAGCCAAAACAUAUCACUAUGUUAUAUCAGACAAAUCUACCAAAUCAAAACAUAAAGGAGUUAGUAAAGGAGGUAUGAAUGAUUUAGCAAUCAAUGUUAAUACUAAUACAUAUGAUCAAAAAUUAGGUGGGACUUUGUUAGAUGAUCCAGUUCCUGAAAGUAGAAUAGUAGAUCCUAUUACUUUGAUAUAUCGAGAUUGUCUCUUUGAAAAUGAAGUAUUCCAUGCAAAGAAUAUCGGAUUUCGAUCUAAGAAUCAUGUAUUAUCAUUGGUUGAAUCUGAGAAAAAGGCUCUAUGUCCUCUUAAUUCAAAGAACUGGGUAUUAUCGGAUGGAAUCACACCUUGGGCAUAUGAUCAUUGGAGAAUUGAUGCUUAUAAAAGUAUGGUUAAAGCUGGUAUGUCUCCCAAGUUGGCCGAAAAAAGAGCAAUAGUAGCUCAGCAUCAUCCAACAUUAGAAAACAAGUAUAUGAAUAUAUGGAAUCGACUUACUUCUAGAGUACAUAAUCCAUUGACAGAAGAACAAGCAAGUAGUAUUAAUCCUGAUAUUGAGACAUUAUUGAUUAGUGAGAUUGAUAAAUAUGAAAAGAAAAAAAAUCGAUAUCGAAUCAGUCACAAAGUAUCCUGCUCUGCUAAUACACAAGUAACUGAUAUGUGCCCUGGCACCAGCUCUGAUGUUGAGGAGGAGAUUAAUGCUCGAGUCAAAGAAGCUACAGAUAAAAUGCAUCAAAGGUUUAUUGAAACUACACAGGAAACAUUAAAUUCUAUUAAGCAACGGAAAGAUGCAGAGUGUAAGCAAAUUAAGCUGGAUAUGGCUAAUAGAGAAUGA